AAAACACCAAAAACAGAAAGCUUUAUUAUAAAAGGCAAGCCAAUAGAUCACACAAAUAAAUUUGGGGGAAAAAAAGAGAAUUUUUUUUUCUUUUUUCAUUCAAUUUCUUUAAAAGUUCUCUUUUUUAAUCCCCAAAUUUCCAAAAUUCAUCUACAAAUCCCACAAAAGGUGUCACCUUUGAUCAUUUCCAAAUCAGAAAAAGUCUUCACUUUUGAUCCUUUCUCUUCUUCUUCCUAUUUAUAUUCCGGAAUUGGAUGGUUAUUCCUCUCAAAAUCGGAAUAAGAAUCGAGUAGGAUAAGGAUGGGAUCAUGCUGUUCAAGCCCAGCAAGCGGCUCCAAUGGCGGGAAAACCGCCGGCGUGAGGGAGAAGGGGCAGCGGAGAAGGUUGGCCUCGGCGGUGCCGUGCGGGAAGAGGACCGAUUUCGGCUAUGAUAAGGAUUUUGAGAGCCGCUACGCUGUUGGGAAGCUUCUAGGGCAUGGCCAAUUUGGGUAUACAUUUGUCGCCACUGAUAAAAGCAAUGGUGAUCGUGUUGCUGUGAAGAGGAUCGACAAGAGCAAGAUGCUUCUUCCAAUUGCUGUGGAUGAUGUUAGAAGAGAAGUGAAGAUAUUGCAAGCCCUUCAAGGCCAUGAAAAUGUUGUUCAUUUCUACAAUGCAUUUGAAGAUGAUUCAUUUGUUUAUAUUGUCAUGGAAUUAUGUGAAGGUGGAGAACUAUUGGAUCGAAUAUUAGCUAAAAAGGAUAGCAGAUACAGUGAGAAAGAUGCAGCAAUUGUCGUAAGACAAAUGCUCAAAGUUGCAGCUGAGUGUCAUUUGCAUGGUUUGGUACAUCGAGACAUGAAACCGGAGAAUUUUCUCUUCAAAUCGACCAAAGAGGACUCGCCUCUUAAAGCGACAGACUUUGGCCUCUCAGAUUUUAUAAAGCCAGACAAGAAAUUCAACGACAUUGUCGGCAGUGCUUAUUAUGUAGCUCCAGAAGUGCUAAAGCGAAAAUCUGGGCCGGAGUCAGAUGUUUGGAGUAUAGGUGUCAUUACUUACAUUCUUCUUUGUGGAAGACGGCCGUUUUGGGACAAAACCGAAGAUGGAAUAUUCAAGGAGGUCCUAAGAAACAAGCCUGAUUUUCGGCGUAAGCCCUGGCCGACCAUAAGCGUUAGUGCCAAGGAUUUCGUUCAAAAGUUGCUUGUCAAAGAUCCUCGAGUGAGAUUAACUGCUGCUCAAGCUUUAUCACAUCGAUGGGUGAGGGAAGGCGGAGAUGCAUCAGAGAUACCCAUUGAUAUAUCUGUUUUAUCGAACAUGCGGCAAUUUGUGAAGUACAGCCGUUUCAAACAGUUUGCUCUUCGAGCAUUGGCAAGUACACUAGACGAUGAGGAGUUGGCUGACCUCCGUGAUCAGUUCGAUGCAAUUGAUGUAGAUAAAAAUGGCUUGAUUAGUCUCGACGAAAUGAGACAUGCACUCGCGAAAGACCUUCCUUGGAGAAUGAAAGAACCCCGGGUUGUCGAGAUUCUUCAAGCGAUCGACAGCAACACAGACGGGUUGGUGGAUUUUUCUGAGUUCGUCGCAGCAACAUUACAUGUUCAUCAGUUGCAGGAACAUGACAAGUGGAACACUCGUUCUCAAACAGCUUUUGAGAAAUUUGAUGUCGAUAAAGAUGGAUACAUCACACCUGAGGAACUCAGAAUGCACACAGGUUUAAAAGGUUCGAUCAUCCCGCUUCUCGAAGAAGCCGACAUUGAUAAGGAUGGCAAGAUAAGCUUGUCCGAGUUUCGUAGACUCCUAAGAACUGCAAGCAUGAGCAAUCUUCCAAGCCCGGCCGCACGAAAUCCUCAAAACCUAUAGAUUUAAGCAAUGAUACUCAACAUAGAUCAACACCACAUACAUACAUACCAAAAAAUCGAUGCAAUCAUUGUGAGCUGAGUUUAUAGAUGAAAAUUUAGGGCGACAAGUGAUGCACCAAGUGUUGUUCCAUGCAACAACUCAUGAUGAGCUAGCUCUUUGUACAUCCCUUACACACCAUAACAUGAAGAAAGGUUUUCUUCUCACAUUUUCAGUGAGCACAAUCAUGUAACAGAGUAGUGGCCGGUGAGUCGAAAAAAUAGUUUCAUGUAUUGUUUUUGAGAUGUUUAUAAAUUAAGAGGCUGACAACAAAUACGGUGGAACAAAUGUUUUUUUUUAUUGUGAGGAAAGAUGAAUUCUCAUGACUAAGAAAGAUACAACAUGGAAAAAUUGCAAUGAUGCAGUUGAAUAGUAUUAAAUCAAUUACAGCAAACUGGUAGUUCUUCAAGGACAAAAAAAAAA
Dioscorea cayenensis subsp. rotundata (Guinea yam) is the source of this 2289-nucleotide messenger RNA. RefSeq names its product calcium-dependent protein kinase 18-like. Lineage: Eukaryota; Viridiplantae; Streptophyta; Magnoliopsida; Dioscoreales; Dioscoreaceae. Gene Ontology annotation, molecular function: calcium-dependent protein serine/threonine kinase activity; calmodulin binding; ATP binding. Gene Ontology annotation, biological process: protein autophosphorylation; peptidyl-serine phosphorylation; intracellular signal transduction. Gene Ontology annotation, cellular component: nucleus; cytoplasm. The record is from RefSeq and is a predicted model, not a curated record.